Molecule: messenger RNA, 1787 nt
Organism: Drosophila novamexicana
Lineage: Eukaryota; Metazoa; Arthropoda; Insecta; Diptera; Drosophilidae
Product: leucine-rich repeat-containing protein 58
Exons: 3
Coding region: 405-1526 (373 amino acids)
Molecular function (GO): protein binding
Source: RefSeq, a predicted model, not a curated record
CGGGUGCCAGUUCUCAGUCAUCGCUUGGCUCUGGUGCUGGUGGCAGACGCGCGUCUCGUUCGACUCUUCCAAUUGAUAUAGUUAAUUUCACAAUUUUUGUUGCUGUUAUUGUUAUUGUGAUUUUUGUUGCCGUUCGAUUUGAUUUCAUUCGAUUUGCGCGGCAGUCCCGGCUGGCUAAACAAAAAGCGAUGCGAUCGUGCGCACCCACAGAAAAAGCAGAGACAGCGACAAUAGCAACAGGGACAGCCAUAGGCAGCUUAUAGAAGCGGUUGAAUAACAAAACAUACCGACAAACACACGCACACAUACUUAUAUAUAUAUAUAUAUAUAUUGAUAUAUAUAUAAGUAAAGGAACGUAUUGGCGCAUUGAUAGACGAGUUGAGCCAGUUGUGAAUUGAUCAGAGAUGGAGCUCUAUACGUCGGACAGCUCGGACACGGACUCGCGUGAACAGAAGACCAUCGAUUUCGGGCGCAUGAACUUGGAUGUGGGCACGCUGGAGGAUCAUCUGAGCUCGCCGCACAAGGGGCUGCUCAAGACGAGCGGGGACAUCGAGACGCUGCUGCUGAACCACAAUCGGCUGGUGUUGCUGCCGCGCAUGCUGCAGCAGUUCAGCAAUUUGAAGGUGCUUGAUCUUAGCUCCAAUGCGCUCACCCAGCUGCCGGAGGCCAUUUGCCAGCUGCCGCUGGUCACGCUGAUUGCCAAAAACAAUCUGCUGACCAACUCGUCGCUGCCCAAAUCGCUGCUCAGCAAACAGUUGGCCAAUGGGCAUGGCGCCGCCGUUGGCACCUCCACGUUGAAGGAGCUCAACUUGAGCGGCAAUCAGCUGCUCCACUUUCCAGAGCAGGUCACCGAGCUGCGUCAGCUCAAGUAUCUGUAUUUGGGCGGCAACAAGAUCUCGACCAUAUCCAAGGAUAUCUGGAAGAUGCAAAGUCUGCAUGUGCUUUCGCUGGGCGGCAAUCUGGUCAACGAGGUGCCGGAGGCGGUUGGCUCGCUGAGCCAGCUGCAGGCGCUGGUGCUGUGCGACAAUCUCAUCGAGAAUCUGCCGAUGAGCAUUGCGCGCCUGAAGAACCUGAAGUCGCUGCUGCUGCACAAGAAUAGACUGAAGCACUUGCCCAAGGACAUUGUUGCACUGAAGAACCUGACCGAGCUGAGCUUGCGGGAUAAUCCGCUGGUGGUGCGCUUUGUGCAGGACAUGGCCUUGAAGCCGCCGACGCUCUUGGAGCUGGCUGGUCGCAUUGUCAAGGCCAGUGGACAGCGGCCGGGUCCCGGGGAUCUGCCGCGCACACUGGCCGAGUAUCUGAACAGCGCCAACUGCUGCGUGAAUCCCAACUGCAAGGGCGUCUUCUUCGAUAACCGUGUGGAGCACAUCAAGUUUGUGGACUUCUGCGGCAAGUACCGCGUCCCAUUGCUGCAGUACCUCUGCUCCUCGAAGUGCAUUGAGCCCGAGGAGCCAUCGAGAGCCUCCAGCAGCAAUGCCAGCAACGCCAGCAGCGGCUUCAUGAUGCGCAAGGUACUCCUGGGCUAGACGGCCAGGCAACUAGGUACGGGUCCGGGUCCGUGAAUUGUGCCCAACCGUUCGACAAGUCGUUGGCUCGGCCAGGCCCCAAGCGGAACCGAACCACUCGUCGAUUGGCUGUGUGGUGUUGUUGCGGCGGAGCCGCACUCUGAAAUCCAUUGGCUUUAUCACAAUACCAAAAUUUUCACCAAAUUUGCUAUAUGAAUUUUUUGUUCAUUGUUAUGUUAUUUUAUGCUAUCAAACCCAACAUGAAAUAUAUAUAUACGCAUG